Messenger RNA from Penicillium subrubescens, 588 nucleotides. RefSeq names its product class II fructose-bisphosphate aldolase. Gene Ontology annotation, molecular function: zinc ion binding; aldehyde-lyase activity. The transcript has 3 exons. Gene Ontology annotation, biological process: carbohydrate metabolic process. The record is from RefSeq and is a predicted model, not a curated record. Lineage: Eukaryota; Fungi; Ascomycota; Eurotiomycetes; Eurotiales; Aspergillaceae. Bases 1 to 588 code for a protein of 195 amino acids.
AUGUCUUGGAAGGAGUCCAACUGCCAUAAGCGCAUUCUACACAACACAGAAGCCGGUGGGUACGGAGUCAUUGCCGCCAUCGCAUACAAUAUAGAACAAGUGCUUGGACUUCUGCAGACGCUUGCUAAACGCGCAAGUGUACCCAUCAGUAUUCACCUCGAUAAUGCGCAAUCCGAAGAUAUUAUCAAGCGCGCUGCCGAGCUACCCUUCGACAGUAUCAUGGUCGAUAUGUCGCACUAUGAUAAGGAGGUCAAUCUAUCGAAGACGUGCGAGCUAGUACAAUAUUGCAACGAGCGCCAAAAGGUUACUGAGGCGGAACCGGGUCGAAUCGAAGGAGGCGAAGAUGAGGUUAUGGAUACCGCGGGAUUAGAAGCUUGUAUGACUACGGCUGAGGAAGUUGACGAGUUUGUUGCCACUGGUGUGGACGUUCUUGCACCUGCGUUUGGUAAUGUCCAUGGUGAAUAUGGACCACGAGGGCCCCAACUGGAUUUUGGACGAUUUGAGAAAAUUCGUCAGCAGGCAAAGGGCCGCGUCAAUCUCGCUCUCCACGGUACUAAUGGCUUUGAGCCAGAACUGAUGAAGCACUGA